UCUUGUUUAAGCUUUCUAGCAUUAGAAUUAUGCUACGACCCUAUUGCCCCUUACAGAAAGAUCAUCUUUAUUUAACAGAUUCAGAGACAGAAUCCGAUGAUUCAUGUGAGCAUGUUCAGAGCCAAAAAAGAAACAAUAAUGGAGGAAUUCAUGUGGGAAAGAAAACAUACAGAAGUAAGAGAAUUAAAAUUGCAGAAACUGGCCGGGAUAGCCAACCACUCCACCACCCAGAAGAUUCAGAUGUGAUAAUAAUUAGGAAAGCAGAAAAAUAUCAGCAAUGCAUGAAACAGAUUUUGAUUCCAGCAAGCGGGGCGACAGUGUCACCUAUUCCCUUCAUAAGCUGGCAAGGAUUAGCCAAAUCCAUUAAGCAAAAGUAUGAGCAGCCAUUGCAUUAUCUGACAGACAAGCUUUUAAAAGAAUGGGACCAAUCUAGAGAAGAAAACGAUAAGCUAUUGCUCGAAGAUAUAAUUGAUCCUGCUAAAGCUGAAACUACAAUUUGGGUUGUUGAACAGUUCCACAGGCAAUGCUCUUCUCCCCAGUUUCUUGCUAAAUUAUGGCGUUCAGAUCCUUUUUAUCAAGAUUUUGUUCAUCCCAUUAUCCCUUAGUCGUUAA
This is a messenger RNA of Jatropha curcas, 612 nucleotides long. Its product is annotated as protein RDM1. The record is from RefSeq and is a predicted model, not a curated record. Gene Ontology annotation, cellular component: RNA polymerase V complex; nucleus. Lineage: Eukaryota; Viridiplantae; Streptophyta; Magnoliopsida; Malpighiales; Euphorbiaceae. Gene Ontology annotation, biological process: gene silencing by siRNA-directed DNA methylation.